Molecule: messenger RNA, 5599 nt
Organism: Oncorhynchus mykiss (rainbow trout)
Lineage: Eukaryota; Metazoa; Chordata; Actinopteri; Salmoniformes; Salmonidae
Product: DIRAS family, GTP-binding RAS-like 1b
Biological process (GO): signal transduction
Cellular component (GO): membrane
Molecular function (GO): GTP binding; GTPase activity
Source: RefSeq, a predicted model, not a curated record
AGGGUCCUUUUCUACAGUUUACUGCCAAAACAUAUUUAGCUGUUAAUUCGGCAAUCUGACUAAAGUAUGACUUCACUUGAUAUGCUGAAAUAAAAACUCGGUAAUUCACGAAACCGUGCCUGUCCUGCGUUUUCAGUCGCUAAAACGUUAGGCCUAUCUGUGCGUUUCUGUGUGUGUAUGAGUGUAGUGUGAUGACGCGAUGAUCCGCAAGCCAUAGAGGGAUCGAUGGAGACUGGUAUAGAUGGAGACAUACCGAUAGAGGGAGGGAAGAAAGACAUCGUGGCACUAGAACUGUAGUGUAUGGGAAUAUCAAGUAGAGAGAGAAAGAGAUAAAUAUAGCUUCAACAACGAGAGAGAUAGUGAGAGAGAGAACACGGGCUGUGAAUUCGCGGACGACAUGAGAUUUCUACAUGAAUAGUAUAAAAUGCUUUAAAACUCAGCGUUUUGCCUUACAAACGUGUUGUCAGACGACAGCCACUAAAACAGGACUACACAUCAAGUUCAGGCAGUAGGGGGCAGCAUGCCUGAGCAGAGUAAUGACUACAGGGUGGUGGUGUUUGGAGCGGGGGGAGUGGGGAAGAGCUCCCUGGUCCUACGCUUCGUUAAAGGCACCUUCAGGGACACCUAUAUUCCCACUGUGGAGGACACCUAUCGACAGGUGAUCAGCUGUGAUAAGAGUGUGUGUACGCUCCAGAUAACUGAUACAACAGGCAGUCACCAGUUCCCUGCCAUGCAGAGGCUGUCCAUAUCUAAAGGACAUGCCUUCAUACUGGUCUACUCUGUAACCAGCAAACAGUCACUGGAGGAACUCAAACCUAUCUACCAACAGGUGAUAGCCAUAAAGGGGAACAUAGAGGCCAUCCCCAUCAUGUUGGUGGGCAACAAGAGUGAUGAGACCCAGAGAGAGGUGGAGACUAAAGAUGGAGAGGCACAGGCGACCACGUGGAAGUGUGCGUUCAUGGAGACGUCAGCUAAGACCAACCACAACGUGACCGAGCUGUUCCAGGAGCUGCUCAACCUGGACAAGAAGAGAAACAUGAGUCUCAACAUCGACGGGAAACGGUCCGGAAAACAGUCCAGAGCUGAGAGACUGAAGGGAAAAUGUAGUGUCAUGUAGAGGAGAGGAGAGAGGGAUGGAGGAAGGGAGGAAGGAAGGGAGGUAACAAGGAAGACAGAAAGUGUGAGGAUAGAAGAGAAGGAAUGGGAGAGGGAGAGAAAGAGAAGAGAGUGAAGAGACCUCAGGAUCACUGGUGGGUUCUAUACCUCUCCCUCUCAGUAUCCUCCUCUCUCAUCUCCUGUCUGCCUGAGCAGGGUCCUAAACAUCCAUACAGUCCCACUGUAGUGAAAAGAUUUGGGGGGGGGGUAGUCUGAACACGACUCGAACCCGCAACCCUGCAUCUGUCAGCAUCAGUCCAACACCUCAGCCAUUACGCCGUGAGGUCCCAACCUCUUGGCGAGGUCACUAGAUGUUACACUAGGGACACUCCAACAUAAUGUACAUAUCCUAUGUAUACAUGGCCUCCCUCCCUAGCACAUCUGAAAGAUACAGACAGUAUACCCCCUAACCGUCUCUGUCAUCAUGCAAAAUGGAGAAUCCUCUUAACUCCUCAUUCAAAAUGGCUUCUAAAUCAUUACUUGAACUGGAGAAACGUUGAACUUGUGCCAUCAACAAUCCCUCUAAGACUUUAGCUCAGUGUUAAAACAAGGGAAGGGCAGUGGUUCACGUCUGACUUGGAAUCCGAGGAAAGGGAACCUGGGAAAGAAAGAUGUGGUAGUUGGAGUGAAAUGUUAAGAAGUCUACCUGGGACACUUGGUAGUUGGAGUGAAAUGUUAAGAAGUCUGCCUGGGACACUUGAUAGUUGGAGUGAAAUGUUAAGAAGUCUACCUGGGACACUUGGUAGUUGGAGUGAAAUGUUAAGAAGUCUGCCUGGGACACUUGGUAGUUGGAGUGAAAUGUUAAGAAGUCUACCUGGGACACUUGGUAGUUGGAGUGAAAUGUUAAGAAGUCUGCCUGGGACACUUGGUAGUUGGAGUGAAAUGUUAAGAAGUCUGCCUGGGACACUUGGUAGUUGGAGUGAAAUGUUAAGAAGUCUGCCUGGGACACUUGGUAGUUGGAGUGAAAUGUUAAGAAGUCUGCCUGGGACACUUGGUAGUUGGAGUGAAAUGUUAAGAAGUCUACCUGGGACACUUGGUAGUUGGAGUGAAAUGUUAAGAAGUCUGCCUGGGACACUUGGUAGUUGGAGUGAAAUGUUAAGAAGUCUGCCUGGGACACUUGGUAGUUGGAGUGAAAUGUUAAGAAGUCUGCCUGGGACACUUGGUAGUUGGAGUGAAAUGUUAAGAAGUCUGCCUGGGACACUUGGUAGUUGGACUGAAAUGUUAAGAAGUCUGCCUGGGACACUUGGUAGUUGGAGUGAAAUGUUAAGAAGUCUGCCUGGGACACUUGGUAGUUGGAGUGAAAUGUUAAGAAGUCUGCCUGGGACACUUGGUAGUUGGACUUUGGUUGGAUGGACGAUGGAGUGGACUUGGAACAUGUGAAGAGGUAUUAGAAAAGGUGGUUGUGGGAUUUGGACUGGGAAUACUGUGGGAUUUGGACUGGGAAUACUGUGGGAUUUGGACUGGGAAUACUGUGGGAUUUGGACUGGGAAUACUGUGGGAUUUGGACUGGGAAUACUGUGGGAUUUGGACUGGGAAUACUGUGGGAUUUGGACUGGGAAUACUGUGGGAUUUGGACUGGGAAUAUUGCGGAUGAUGUCGCUGGGAAUGUUUGCGUCGGUUGGCUUUGGCCCUUGUUGUUUCAUGUGAGGAGCCUUUCUGUUGGCUUUGUGUUUCCCAUGCCAAGCAGCUGAAUCCUCUUCGUACACAGAGGAGCACAGAGAGGAUGGAGUGACGACUCUACUCGACGGAGGGAAGACACUCAAUUAGUUUUAUGCCAUGCAAAUACCAUCACAUUGCACUUAAUGUCACACAUACACACAAAUAUAAAUGCACACGCACACGUUUUUUGGAGACCAGUGGUCAUUCACCUUGUGUAUUCCUACAUAGUAUGUACAUGAAAAAGGAGUGAUAUUAUUAUGUAAAUGUCAUUAUAUUAUUGUCCCAAACACCUCUAUUGGUUUAUGUAAAGCAAUAAGGUUGUUUGUCAAAGUACAGAAUAUAUCCUCCAGGUGGAAGUUGCCCCUAACCCGCAGAUCUAGGAUCAGCUUACUCCCCAAAUCAUAACUUUAACCAUUAGGGGGGAAUGCAAAACUGAUCUUAGAUCAGCAUUUAUGGACAAAGUCAUCCUACUUCUUACUAUACAGGAGAGCUAAAAGCACAAUCAUUUGAUUGACGUUGUGUUUUUGUUUUACCAUGUUUCCGUUAUCUAUCUUGCAGAAUAAAUAACUGUCAAUAUAUUUUGGACAGAGGUGGAGGAAGGAGGGAGCAGCUCUCCUGUAGUUAUUAUUCCAGGUGACUUGUAAUGUGUACAGUAUUUAAACGUGUGUGAAGGUCACCAUAAGGCUGUGAAUUUGGUUAUAUAGCACGGUAUUGUAACGAAACAGACAAAAAGGUUAAGUUUGCAUCUCAAAUGGCACCCUGUUCCCUAUAUAGUGCACUACUUUUUUUUAUGCUCUGAUCUAAAGUACUUCACUAGUAAUUCACUAUAUAGGGUACUAUUUAGAACACACUAUGUGAGGGAACCCAGAUCUAGACUGUCUUUCUGGAAUAACACCGUUGGACCCAAAGAAGUAGAAAACACCCCUUCAUAUCUCUCUCUAAUAAAGAAGCACGGAAUUGAUUCGAGUUUCAACCAGGGAUUGGAGUUCAUUUUCAAUUCAGAAUAUUCAUGGGAAUUCUGUUCAUGAAAGGAAAAAUCUGUCAUUGAAAAACAAUGGGCAAAUUGAAUAGACUGAAUUAGAACGAGAAAGGUCCCCAUCCCCGGUGGCCACUGUGUAUAGGGUAUUGAGAAGGUACGUUGUGUUGCUAUGUGCUGUGUUAUACUUAUGGCCCAAAUUUUUUCCUGACCUCAUGCCCUGACCAGGAAACCGCUGAUCCCCAGUUGUAGGCUAUAGCUAAGGCUCAGGGUUGUUCCUUUUCAGAUCACAUGCUCAGGAAAAGGUCCUGGAUCUGAUUAGAAAACUGUGUUAUAGUGCAGUAUUACACUAGAACUAUAAUAAAGUAUACAGUCAUCUAUUAUUCAGAUCAGAUUGACCCACAUUUUAGUGAAUUAUGUGGAACGUUCUACAUCAAAUAGUAUUAAACUAGUAUGGUGUGUGUGUGUGUGUGUGUGUGUGUGUGUGUGUGUGUGUGUGUGUGUGUGUGUGUGUGUGUGUGUGUGUGUGUGUGUGUGUGUGUGUGUGUGUGUGUGUGUGUGUGUACAGUGCACUCAACAGUGUUAGUUUAAAUCAGCACAGACACCUUUACCCCAUCCUCCCACAAUAUUCAGUGUGUGUGUUAAUGCGGUUUUAUGAAGUGUCUGUCAGAGGUUCCCUGUGGAGAUGACCCACACGUUCUGCAUGAGUCAGACUGCUGAGGCUCAUGCACACACAAACACACAUACUGUACACAGUACACACACACAUAAAUACACAGGCAAUACCAAGCAGACAGAGAGCAGUCCUCUGUGCCACAGAAACCUCAUUAUCUGCGUGUCUCAUGCGGCACCCUAUCCCCUGAUGUGAUUCUGGUCAAAAGUAGUGCACUACAUAGGGAGUAGGGUGUCGUGAGGUUUGCACUUUGUCUCUUUUUCUGCACUGCUGUGUCACCCUGUAACCUGUCUGUUGUACUCUUCCUAUUACCCCUCCCCUUCACUCCACAUCUGUAUAUAGCUGUAAAUAGCUAUUCGAGUUAUAUAGCUGGAGGUGGAUAUAGAGUCUAUAGAGGAUUUAGGAACUUUAGGGAAUGGUGACAUCAUGGCCCCCUUUGCCCUCUUCAUACGAUUGUGGGUAGUGUGGUUCUCUUAGGAGUGAAAAGAUAAAGCUGCCAACUGUGAUUCCACAGAACAUUAUUAUAAUCAGAGAAGGGGUGGGCCCUGAGGAAGAUCUCUCACCUCAUUGGUUGAACACCUGGGGGAUUGGCCAAAGCCCAAAUGGGCAGAGUCCUCCAGAAAUGAACCAAUGAGAGGGUUUCUUUUUUCGCGUGUAGUUUAGUGUGCUGGAUCCUGUCUUGAGAUCCACACACAAAACUAGACUUUCCUCACAAAUAUAUCAAUAACAUGAUUUACGUGAAAGUCUGAUUUUAGGAAUGGGUUCAGAGAGCAUUCCUAUAAUGACUCAGGAAUGGACAAAGAGGCUGCUGAAUGGCUGAAUAAAAACCAAGAUCGAAACACACAGAACAGAGCUGAUAUGAUUCUAGAAUAGAUUAUACAAGCCAGAUAGUUGUGUCUGUUCUACGUAGUUUCUACCUGAAAUAGCCCCUACAGCCUUUCACUGAUGUGUGUUAUCAGAAAGUCAUGUUGCUGGAAACUGGGUACUGGUCAUGUUGCAGAAGAGAAGUGGCACAAAGGACUAUGGGAAGAGUAGUUCAUUGAGUGUAGUUAAUCAGAAACAUGUUCUAUAAACUCAAGCCUACCAAGGACACAGUUUGGAAUUUUUGCAUCACCCCAGAUCAUACUAUCAGCCCA